Lactuca virosa is the source of this 2653-nucleotide messenger RNA. The record is from the annotation of a GenBank genome assembly. NCBI's taxonomy places the organism in Eukaryota, Viridiplantae, Streptophyta, Magnoliopsida, Asterales, Asteraceae.
UGAUAUAAAGUAAACAUAUUUUCAAAUAUGAAAGAUUUUUGGGGGCAUAGUUUGAACAAAUUUCCCGAUAGCAUUAUGUCACAGGUUGUGUGGAAAUAGGUUUUUGAAGUAGAUGGCUAUGAAUCAAGUUUGGGGAUUGUUGGUGGUGUUGGUUUUCUUCAAUGGAUGUUUCAUUGAGGAGCAAAGGCACACCUGCGCUCAAGCUCGGAUUCCUAGAUCCAAGAAGCUGAUGAAUGCUAGUGUUGUUUCAAGACCAGAAGUUGUAAAAAUUGGGUCGAUUUUGACUUUUGAUUCGACCAUAGGCAAAAUUGGCAAAAUUGCAUUAGAAGCUGCAGUAGAAGAUGUGAAUUCUGAUCCAACGGUUCUUAAUGGAACCAAGCUGGAACUAACCAUUCAUGACUCAAACUCUAGUGGCUUUGUGGGUAUCAUGGAGGCUUUACAGUUCAUGGAGAGUGAAAGUGUGGCGUUAGUAGGUCCAGAAUCAUCAGCCUUAACUCAUAUGAUUUCCUAUGUAAUAAAAGAGCUCAAAAUUCCACUCCUAUCUUUCACCGCCACCGACCCCACAUUAUCCUCACUCCAAUACCCGUUCUUCAUCCGUACAACUCACAGUGAUAUUUUCCAAAUGGCUGCCAUAGCAGAUAUAAUCGACUACUACGAAUGGCGUGAAAUUGUCGCUAUUUAUAUAGAUGAUGAUCAUGGGAGGAAUGGAAUUACUUCAUUAGCAGAUCAAUUAGCUUUUAAGAGGUCUAAGAUCUCUUACAAAGCGCCUAUCAAUCCAGAUGCAACCCGUGAAGACAUACACGAUGUUUUGCUUCAAGUUUCUUUCAAGGAAUCCAGAGUUCUCGUUGUUCACACUUGCACCAAUUGGGGAUUAGAUAUACUUGAUGUUGCUAAAGAACUUGGAAUGAUGGAUAGUGGGUAUGUGUGGAUCGCAACCGAUUGGCUUUCUACCAUUAUAGACAUAAACUCGCCACUCCCCAAAAAAUCGAUUGCUUCUAUGCAAGGAGUUAUUACAUUAAGAUCUUACAUAAAAGAUUCGCAACUUAAAAGAAAGUUCGUUACCAAAUGGGAAAACUCGACAAAACUCGGUUUGAGUACGUAUUCUCUGUACGCAUAUGACACUAUCUGGCUGCUUGCUCGUGGUCUUGACGAUUUCUUUCAUCAGGUUGGAAACAUUUCAUUCUCGAAAGGUCCCCAAAUGAAGGACUCACAAGGCACAUUCGUGAAUCUUGAUUCUUUGAGUGUUUUUAAUGGAGGGAAAGCCUUGCUUGAAAACAUCUUACGAGUACAAAUGAAUGGAACAACGGGACCAAUCGAGUUCACUUCUGAUAAAAGCCUGGUUUUUCCGGCAUUUGAAGUUAUUAAUGUGAUUGGUACUGGCUUUAGAACAGUUGGGUAUUGGUCAAACUCUUCACGAUUGUCAACUUCUCCUCCAGAAACACUCAACACGAACCUUACAAACCAAUCUAGUUCAUCUGAGCUGUUGUACAGUGUAAUUUGGCCAGGUCAAACUGUUAAAAAGCCUCGUGGAUGGUUUUUUCCACAGAACGGAAAACAGUUGAAAAUUGGGGUUCCAGUUCGAGUCAGUUUUCAGGACUUUGUGGAGGAAGUCAAGGGGACUGAUAGGUAUGUGGGAUACAGCAUCGAUGUGUUCAUUGCUGCAGUAAAACUGCUGCCAUAUGCUGCCCCGUAUACGUUCUAUUCUUAUGGAGAUGGUCAUAAGAAUCCAGCUUACACUGACCUCGUGAGCUUAGUAAACGCUGGUGUCUAUGAUGCUGCAGUGGGUGACAUUGCUAUCAUUAGUAACCGGACACGUAUGGCGGAUUUUACUCAGCCGUAUAUUGAAUCUGGGCUAGUUGUGGUGGCACCUGUCAGGAGGGUAAGCUCUGGGACUUGGGCAUUUUUCAGGCCUUUUACUGCUGAGUUGUGGUGUGUUAUUGGGAUCUGUUUUUUAGUUGUGGGAGCAGUUGUUUGGAUUCUAGAACAUCGCAGAAAUGAUGAAUUUCGUGGUACUCCUAGACAACAAGUCGUCACAACCCUAUGGUUUAGCUUUUCUACUUUAUAUUUCUCUCACAAACAGAACAUGACGAGCAGUCUUAGUCGUUUCGUGUUAAUUCUAUGGUUGUUCGUGGUUUUAAUAAUAAGCUCAAGUUAUACGGCAAGUCUCACCUCAAUAUUGACUGUUCAAAAACUAUCGUCCCCUAUUGAAGGGAUAGAUAGUUUAAAAUCAAGCAAAGAUCGUAUUGGGUACCAAGAAAGUUCGUUUGUCCGAAACUAUUUGGUGGAAGAAAUUGGCAUUUCGGAAAAUAGACUUGUUCCUCUUAACUUGCCGGAAGACUAUGAAAAAGCUUUAAACGAUGGUCCUCAAAAUGGUGGUGUUGUUGCAAUUGUUGAUGAACGUCCAUACAUUGAACUUUUCCUUUCGACUCGUUGCCAGUUCAGCAUCGUUGGUCAAGAUUUCACCAAAAAUGGAUGGGGAUUUGCCUUCCAACGGGAUUCACCACUUGCAAUAGAUAUAUCGAAUGCCAUUCUCAAACUAUCUGAAACGGGAGAGUUACAAAAUAUCCAUAACAAGUGGCUACUGCGGAGUGCUUGCAGUUCACAAGGAGCAGAGUUUUCAGUUGACAGGCUCGAGCUAAAGAGAUCCUUCUGA